Archocentrus centrarchus (flier cichlid) is the source of this 2403-nucleotide messenger RNA. RefSeq names its product arylsulfatase A (gene arsa). The transcript has 8 exons. NCBI's taxonomy places the organism in Eukaryota, Metazoa, Chordata, Actinopteri, Cichliformes, Cichlidae. Gene Ontology annotation, molecular function: arylsulfatase activity. The coding region runs from base 1 to 1500 and encodes 499 amino acids. The record is from RefSeq and is a predicted model, not a curated record.
AUGGAUUACAGACGCUUCCCCUUUUUCAGUGUUUUUAUUUUGUGCACUUGCUCUUCUUCACCGCCGAAUUUCGUCCUCCUCUUCGCUGAUGAUUUGGGUUUCGGGGACUUGGGCUGUUACGGACAUCCCAGUUCACUCACUCCCAACCUGGAUCGCCUGGCAGCAGAAGGACUCCGCUUUACUGAUUUUUACUGCACCAGCCCCGUCUGCAGCCCGUCCAGGGCAUCACUACUGACAGGUCGCUAUCAGACCCGCUCAGGCAUCUACCCAGGUGUUUUGUACCCAGGAUCUGUAGGUGGUCUUCCUCUGAAUGAGACCACCAUUGCUGAAGUCUUGAAGCCCCUGGGCUAUGCCACGGCUGUCAUUGGAAAGUGGCAUUUAGGGUUUGGGUCCAAUGGGAUGUUUCUUCCAACCAAACAGGGCUUUGACCAGUACCUGGGGAUCCCAUACUCUCAUGACAUGGGUCCAUGUUGGAAUCUGACUUGCUUCCCUCCAGAUAUUAAGUGUUUUGGAACGUGUGACAUUGGUACAGUAACUGUCCCACUAAUGUACAACGAGGAUAUCAAGCAACAACCAGUCAACUUCUUGGAUCUGGAGAGGGCUUACAGUGACUUUGCAACAAACUUCAUUACCACAUCAGCACAGAAAAAACAACCAUUCUUCCUCUACUAUCCAUCACACCACACCCACUACCCCCAGUAUGCAGGUCCAGGGGCAGCUGGACGCUCUUCAAGGGGUCCAUUCGGAGAUUCCCUGCUGGAGUUUGACAACACUGUAGGCAACCUGGUGACAACUCUGGAGAAUGCGGGAGUGAUCAACAACACAUUGGUCUUCUUUACAUCCGACAACGGGCCUGAACUGAUGCGUAUGUCCCGUGGUGGCAACUCUGGUCUUCUGAAAUGUGGCAAAGGUACCACAUAUGAGGGAGGCAUGAGAGAACCAGCCAUUGCAUACUGGCCAGGGACCAUCAGGCCAGGUGUUACUCAUGAGAUGGCCAGUACUCUAGAUAUCCUCCCCACAUUGGCGCACCUUGCAGGAGCUAAACUACCACAGGUGAUGCUGGAUGGGGUCGACAUGACAGAAAUUCUUGUUAAACAAGGAAAGAGUAAAAGAGAGACAAUGAUGUUCUACCCUAUAGAUCCCAGUGAAAAAUAUGGCCUGUUUGCUCUAAGGCUGGGGAAGUACAAGGCCCACUUCUAUACACGAGGUGCUACUCACAGUGGUACCACUCCCGACAAGGACUGCCCAGCUUUCGCAGUCCUCAAGGACCAUGACCCCCCUCUGAUAUUUGAUCUGGAGGCUGACCCAUCUGAGAACUACCCUCUGCGAGUAGAUACACCAGACAUCCAAGCCGUGCUGCAGCAGAUCAAGAAAGCUAAGGAGCAGUUUGAAACCUCCAUGGUGUUUGGGGAGAGCCAGAUAUCAAAAGGAACAGACCCCAACCUUGAGCCUUGCUGCAGCCCUGAGUGUAGCCCCAAACCCAGCUGCUGUCAUUGUUGAUGGGACAAACUGUUGCAGCUUCUAAUGAAGACAAUGGAAGGAAUGGCUGGACUGCACUGCUGCUAUCUUGUGGACAGUCGAGCUUUAAUUACUGUUCAUACUGAAGAGGAAUAUGUAGACAAUGUGCUUCCUCAGUGAGGUGAUUUUCUAUUGUUCGAGUACUGUUUUAUGAUUUGAUUUCUAAUCUGAGUUCCGCCUUGAAAAUGUUUUGCAGCCUUUUUCACUCACACAGUCAAGAAUUAACUAAACAAUGAGGACAACAAUAAAGGUUCAGACAUCAAGCAUAUAUUUUAUUUUUAAGACCAAACCCAUGACAAGGCGAAUGAUUUUUUUUUUUUUGUUUUCCCAUGAACUUUACAAGUCCUUGUUUUUAAAGAUACAAGAUAAGAUAUGUUCUGUCACAUACUGUUUUGCUCUAGGUAUACAGUGAAGAAUCUUGUUAAAGUAAUAAAGUCAAAAGUUGGUUUAAAGUACUUCUCAGCGGCUAUAUAGGACUAGAUCAUCAGAGGGUGUUCUUGUGUAGCUGUGUGAAAAGAAGUAUUUUAACUAGGCUGUAACAAGAUAGAAAAACAGAAUCAGAGGCAAGUAAAUACAGAUCAGAGAUGGGACACACUGUUGGAGCUCAAAGGCGAUUACUAUAAUCGGCAAGACACAAUAAUAGUUUUCCAGUGGCAGCUGACUGAGUCACUAUUCAGCUCUAACAGCAGAUUGCUCAGUAGUUUGGUGGUGUGUCACACACUAGUGAUGUCACAUCUCACAAAUGUGCCCUAAAUGUGCCGCUGAAGCCUGUCUGCAGAGAGUCAUGGAGUCUUCAGGAACCCAAAUGCCAGCUGUGUGACAUAGACUGAGAUAACACCGUGUGUUGAAACAUAAGACACUGAAAUAAAAUUAUUGCAGAUCACA